CAAUUGCCGGUUAUCGGCAGUACUUUCCUCAUGUUGUGACAGCGUGAGGAAAGUGCAGCCGAUAACUGGCAAUAGCAUUUACCAGUGAUCUGCAGUGUCAUUGGAAACAGCUGAUCACGUGAGCAGGGAUCGGCACCGAUCAUCAGGGCACUGAUGAUCACUGGUCUGAUGAUUAGUGCCCAGCAGUGCAACCGACCAGUUCCGCCCACCUGUGCCCAGCAGUUCGCCCACCUCUGCUCAGCAGUGCACCCACCUGUGCAUAGCAGU
Staurois parvus is the source of this 267-nucleotide messenger RNA. The record is from the annotation of a GenBank genome assembly. Lineage: Eukaryota; Metazoa; Chordata; Amphibia; Anura; Ranidae.